AUGGCUGACUUCCCAAGGUUCAAAAAGCUCCACUACUACCUAAUUCCACUCGUUGCCAUGGUAGUAUGGUGGGGUAUGCUCAUCGCCUUGUUGGCUUGUUGGGCAGCACAGGGAAAACCCGUGUAUGCGUUCAUGACCACCGAUUAUCAAGACCCCGUGUUUUUGAGUGAUAUUGCAGCCACCAAUCUCAACCCCCUUUUUAUUUCUUGUGUAGGGUUUCAGCUGAUAUUCUUUGUUGGAACCUUGGUGACGGAAUACGUCUUGCGGAAAAAGCGCAAACUCCAGCCGUACGUCUCAAAAAAGCAGCCUAGGUUUGCGUUUGUUAGCAUUGUCAUGGCAGUAAUCGGACAGUUGGCAAUUUUGAUGGUGUCCAUUUUCAAGACGUCCACGCACAGAACAGUGCAUCUCUCCAUGUUGGGAGUGUUCAUCUUCUUCACUUUCUGGGCUUGUUUCUUCAACAUUCUCAUCACCUAUGCCUUUGGAAAUUUCCCACAAAGAUUGCAUCCAAACCACGAACGCGUUGUUUUUGGAAGACACCGGUGGCUGAAUGUCUACAUGGUGUCGUUUUUUGCCAAGCUGGUGUGGCUUGUUCUCGCCGUGGUAUUUGUUGUUUCUUUCGGGGCCAAUUCAAACCGGUCCACAUCGGCCGUCUUUGAGUGGAUCAUCUGUUUCUGGUAUGGCUUCUUGCUUAUUUUCUGGUCCAUGGACCUUUUCCCAUCUGCUGUCAAACACUACAGGGUACAUCACUCGGAGAAGUUUGACGAUGAGUUUAUUGACAAUCACCAAAAUCCCCCUUCCGCCAUGUCCAACGACGAAUCAACAGAUGGUGACCAGGAAUCUCCUGCAAAGGACCACAACCCCAGUUCCUAG
Molecule: messenger RNA, 870 nt
Organism: Metschnikowia bicuspidata var. bicuspidata NRRL YB-4993
Lineage: Eukaryota; Fungi; Ascomycota; Pichiomycetes; Serinales; Metschnikowiaceae
Product: Frag1/DRAM/Sfk1 family protein
Exons: 1
Coding region: 1-870 (289 amino acids)
Cellular component (GO): plasma membrane
Source: RefSeq, a predicted model, not a curated record